AUGGCCGAUCACCACAACAAUCAACGCUAUCCUCGCGACGAGUCGGCGCCGCAAUCGAUACCGCUCCAAGACCUCAGCCGCCCCCCUGACGCCGACCACGCCGAUUCGCCGCAUCGCCGGACCCUCAGCGACCGGGGGAGGAGCUUGUUACGCAGCCGGGACUCGCGAAACGCCAGGUAUGCGCCGCUCAGUGAAUCCAGUCCCCCGCCGGACGCGAUUCGGCCGUCGCCGCUCCACCUGUCAACACAAGGGCUAAACAACAGUGGCCAUGGUCCCGCGUCUUCGCCGAUCAGCCCUGUAGGAGAUGUGGGGGCGUUUCAGAACGCCAUUGGUUUUGCAGGUCUAUCGUUCGAGGGCGACUCUUCGCGCCGGGAUCAACCUUCAAUCGUGGCGCCUGGAAACCCUCGGAGUCCGCCCGUUUGGCUACAUCCCAGCGAUGGCACAUUAUACGAUACCCGGAUACCGGAAGAAGACAACCAAGGCUACUUUAGAGAUGCAGACCCGGACGGUAACACUCGCCACCUUGCACCUACUUCGCCCGGCGCGGAGCCCAGGACUCCUGUGGAGCAGACCGGCCGCUCUAGCUUUCAGAGCGUACAGUUUUUGACCCCGGAACGUGCUUCGGCUUCGCCAGGAAAUGCACGCCUUGGUGAUGACCUUGGUCAAGCUGAAGCCGGCCUUCGUUUGUCCACUUCGACUCUUGGACGUUCAGGUUCAGGCGGACGCACGAGAUCGCUUUCUCCGUCAGCACUAGAAUCCCCUCUCCGACGGGCUGGAACCAUGAUGAGGAAUAUUUCUCAGCGUGUCGUUAAUAUUAGUAACGAACCUGAGCUUAUUGAACGUGCCAUUCGUCGGAAGUCUUCACAGAAAAAGCAAGGAGAGCAGCAAGCGGCGGAAGAUGAGUGGCCAUCUGCAGACGCGUAUGGUAAUGAUGGAGUGCCUCCGUCUCCGCGCUCCCCGCGCUCCCCUCUUUCGCCUGGGUCACCGCUGGAGAAGCUUCCUUCACCUACACAUCGGCCUAAUUUCAAUUGGAGAUACCAGGCAAACCCUCUGAAAGGCAAAUCUCUAGGGGUUUUUCCGCCGAACAGUGCCAUCAGGACAAAGCUCUGCGACGUUCUGACGCACCCUGCCACGGAACCCAUUCUUCUUCUUUGUAUCGUUAUGCAGACCGUUCUGCUCACUAUAGACUCGGCUCGCAGCGUGUUUACACAUCCCCGGUCCAGUCACUGGGGUACUACCUGGAUAGACUAUUUCCUCUUGGCCCUUUUCGUAAUCUACACCAUCGAGAUCAUAAUACGAGUAAUAGUGUCCGGUUUUAUCGUCAACCCGGUUGAGUACAGUACGAUCAAUCGCCAGAUCGGCGUGCGGCAAGCCAUGAUAGAAAAGGGCAAGAAACUGUUCGCCGGACCUCAGCGUCAACCCUCGGUUAAGAAAUCGGAACCGACACUACCGCCGGAACAGCCCGUACUCUUUCGUUCUUUUACCACCUACCAACUGGACGUGGAUGAUCCAGCCAAUCUCCGGCAGCAGCAGAGAGUACGACUCGCUCAUCGAGCUUUUUUGCGCCACUCUUUCAAUCGACUCGACUUCGUUGCCGUCGUAUCGUUCUGGAUCAGUUUCAUCAUUGGGGUGUUUGGUGUCGAGGAACACAACCACGCCUACGUCUUCCGCAUGCUCAGUUGCUUGCGCAUUCUCCGUCUCCUUGGUCUUACUAGCGGCACAACGGUCAUUCUGCGAAGUCUGAAAAGAGCAGCACCAUUGCUUGUUAAUGUCGGCUUCCUCAUCAGUUUCUUCUGGUUGCUGUUUGCCAUUAUCGGAGUCCAGAGUUUCAAGUCCAGCCUCAGGCGAACGUGCGUGUGGAUAGAUCCAGCGGGCAAACAGGACGACUACACCACCGAGCAAUACUGUGGAGGAUACCUUCUUGCGAAUGGAACAGCAAUGCCAUGGAUCACCGCCAACGGACUGGAAGGAUCCAGUUACAACAAAGGCUAUCUCUGCCCGUGGCCCGCGCAAUGCAUCGAAGGCGAAAAUCAACAAAACGGCACCAUCAGUUACGAUAACAUAUUCCAGUCAUUAGAGCUGGUUUUUGUCAUCAUGACCUCCAAUACUUUUUCCGACAUCAUGUACAAUUUGUCGGACAGCGACUACUUGGCCGCUUGUCUCUACUUUGCUUUUGGUAUUGUCAUUAUGGCGCUGUGGCUGAUCAACUUGCUCAUUGCCGUAAUCACGUCGUCAUUCCAGGUCAUCAGAGACGAGAGCAAGACCAGUGCCUUCACGGCUCAAGAAGUCGCACAAGGUCCAGAGGAAAAGCAAGAGCAGGUGGAGCCCCAAAGGCGCAAGCCCCCUUUGCUUGUGGUGUAUCUCAAAACCAGGGCCUUCUGGGUUCUGCUCAUUGUUUUUGAUCUAAUCGUCCAAGCUUUGCGGAGCCACGACAUGAGCGAUCAUCGGGAGCACUUCAUCGACAGAACCGAACUUGUCGUGACAGCGUUCCUCCUUCUCGAGAUCAUCUUCCGCUUUGUCGCAGACUGGAGAAACUUUCAUCGCCGUCGGAGGAACCUUCUAGAUCUGUUUCUUGCCAUCAUCACCACCAUCAUGCAGUUUCCUCCCAUCAGGAGCAAAGAACGUGUCUACGCUUGGAUGACUGUCUUCCAGAUCAUGCGUUUCUACCGCGUGGUCUUGGCCGUCUCACUGACACGCGAACUCAUCAUGACCGUCUUGGGCAACGUCUACGGUCUUCUCAACCUGAUCCUGUUCGUGUUCCUCUUGACAUUCUUGGCCGCUCUUUUCGCCGCUCAGAUCUUUCGCGGCGAGCUCCCUGAAGAGGACGACGGGGAAGCAAUACGAGUCACGUUUUCCACCCUCUUCAACUCUUUUCUCGGCAUGUAUCAACUGCUCUCCAGCGAGAACUGGACGGACGUCCUCUUCACCGUUCAAAAGUACCAAGUUACCUAUAAUAUCGCCUGGAUCGGAGCCUCUUUUCUGAUUAUCUGGUAUAUCUUGUCGAACUUCAUCGUCCUGAACAUGUUCAUUGCUGUCAUCCAAGAGAACUUUGAUGUAUCAGAAGAUGAGAAGCGGCUUCAGCAGGUCAAGGCAUUCCUGCAUCAGAAAGAGCUUGGGGGGUCCACGGCUGGCAAUCUUGCGCUGUCAACUAUUUUCAAAGUGACCGCCGGAAGAAAAAGGGAUCCGCUUGACUACGGCACUGCUGCUACUGAGAUGUUGCUCAAGGAUGCUGUAGUUCGAGACUUCCUUGAUGAGCCCGAGCAACCCCUGCUCGCCGGAACAGAUUCUCACGGCCACAAUGGAGAAGCACGGCAUAACACCACAGGAAAGAUAGCGAAGGUCGGCGUAAUGACAAGACUAUGGAAUCACUUCGUCCGCAGAGUAUGGCAUCGGGAGCCAAAUCCUUUCUACUCUCGACUUGAAUUCUCCAAGGCGUACGAAGAUCUGGACCCCCGGACGAUGGCACAUGAAGUCGUGUCGGCCACCGAGCGCAGGAAGAAAGCGCAACGAGAAUAUUUGCAGAAGUAUCCCUCUUACAACGUCUCGCUCUUCAUGUUCAAGCCCCAUAGCUUCAUCAGAAGGAUGUGCCAGCGCAUUGUUGGACCAGGACGUGGCGACGACCGUAUCGAGGGUGUGGCGCCUUCAAUUCCCGUCUGGUACGCUUUCUCAGCGUUCAUCUAUGCAGCCAUCGUUGCCAUGGUGCUUCUUGCUUGCAUCACCACUCCGGUCUACCAAAAGGAGUAUUUCGAGUCACACGGAUACAGCGUCUACAACUGGUUCGUGUACACGGACUUAGGCUUUGCUAUCCUCUUCACAGUUGAGGCCCUCAUCAAGGUCAUCGCCGACGGGUUUUUCUGGACACCAAAUGCAUAUUUCCGAAGCUCCUGGGGAUUCAUCGACGGCGUCGUGUUGAUCACGCUGUGGAUCAACAUUGCAACCCUCUUGCUGAACGAAGGAGACGUGUCACGAGCCGUCGGCGCGUUCAAAGCUCUAAGAGCUUUGAGGUUGUUAAACGUCAGCGAUAGUGCUCGGAACACUUUCCACCACGUCAUUGUUCGGGGCGGUUGGAAGGUCAUGUCGGCUGCCUUCGUCUCGUUGAGCUUUCUCAUUCCGUUUGCCAUCUACGGUCUCAACCUCUUCAACGGCCGUUUGUACACAUGCAACGACGGAGACUCCAAUAUUGUAGAUCUUAACGACUGCGUUGGGGAGUACCUCGGCACGCCGUUUAACUGGGAGGUCCUAUCCCCUCGUCAGGCUUCGAAUCCCUAUUACGACUUCGAUAAUUUCGGGAACUCCCUCUUCAUUCUUUUCCAGAUUGUCUCCCAAGAAGGUUGGAUUGACGUCAUGUACUCUGCCUCUGCCAUUACUGGGGUCUUCCGACAGCCCGAAGAUUUUGCUUCAGAGGGGAACGCGGUAUACUUUGUGGUAUUCAACUUGCUCGGUGCCGUCUUCGUGUUGACGCUGUUCGUGUCCGUCUUCAUGCGCAAUUAUACCGAACAAACGGGUGUUGCAUACCUGACGACAGACCAACGUUCAUGGCUCGAACUGCGCAAGCUGCUUAGGCAAAUCUCCCCUUCGAAGAGACCGUCCUCUACGAAGAAGCGAGAGACAUGGGAGGAAUGGUGCUAUCGCCGCGCAGUAAAGAAGACUGGCCGGUGGCAGAGGUUCAUAACCUUCAUCCUCAUUCUUCACCUGCUUCUGCUUUGUCUGGAAUACUACCCCGAACCAUGGCAAUGGGGACGUACUCGAGACUAUGUCUUCCUGCUCCUCACCCUAAUCUACACGGCGAACAUCACGGUUCGGAUCAUUGGACUGGGCUGGACACGCUUUCGUAGGAGUUCUUGGGAUGUCUACUCCCUAUUCGUCGUGUUUGGCACGUUCGACACGACGGUUCUCCUCCUCACCAACUUUGAUGACCGUGGUUACGUUCAGCUGCACAAGCUCUUCCUCGUCUCGAUCACUCUGCUUCUCAUUCCCCGGAACAAUCAACUCGAUCAGCUUUUCAAAACCGCUGCCGCAUCUGUGGGAUCCAUUGCCAACCUCCUCGCCACAUGGUUUGUCCUAUUCCUUGUUUUUGCCAUUGCUUUCACGCAGGCGUUCGGCCUGACCAGGUUUGGACCGGAAGAAGGUGGCAAUAUCAACUUCAGAACCGUGCCCAAGGCGCUCAUACUCUUGUUCCGGAUGUCCAGUGGUGAAGGCUGGAACGAGGUUAUGGAAGACUUUGCAGCCAUUCAGCCACCUUUCUGUACGGUGGGCGACGAGUUCUACGAUGGCGAUUGCGGCAGUGCUGAAUGGGCCCGCACUCUCUUCAUCCUCUGGAACGUGCUCAGCAUGUACAUCUUCGUCAACCUGUUCGUCUCGCUCAUCUACGAGUCUUUCUCGUACGUGUACCAGCGCAGUAGCGGAUUGUCCGUCAUCAGCCGCGAGGAGAUCCGUCGAUACAAGCAAGCUUGGGCAGAGUUCGAUCCCCAUGGCAGUGGAUUCAUCCCCAAGGAGAAGUUUCCGCGGUUGCUUGGCGAACUCUCUGGUGUCUUCGAGAUGCGAAUCUACGACGGCGACUUCACGGUUAGCCGAAUGAUCGAAGAUUGCAGCAAACCACUUCCCGACCAUGGCCUCCCACUUGAAGGUAGAAAACAGACACCCGAAAUCGACCUCAACAAGCUCAACAGGCGCCUAUCUGAGCUGCCAUGCGAGGAGAUUCGUAGGCGGAGAGCACGGAUGAACAGGUUCUUCGAGGAGAUGAUCAAUGGCGCAGAUCCUGACAGAGGCAUCCAUUUCACCUCGCUUCUCAUUACUCUUGCUCACUACAAGGUCAUCAACGACAACAAGAGCUUGAGACUCGAGGAGUUCCUUCGGCGCAAGGCUCGACUGCAACGCGUGGAAGAGUCGGUGCAGCGCAAGAUCGUCAUCGGCUUCUUCGACACGCUCUUCUGGGCGCGUCGCUUCCGCCGCGCAUUGGAAGCCAAACGAGCAGGCCGCAUGACCACAGUGCCACAGUUCGAGUUCACCAUGGCCGACGACGCCAGCCCAGCCGGCGGCCCGCGACCCGAGUCAAGCCUACCGUCGCCUUCCCUAUCACCAUACCAAGCACCGCCAUCGUCGGCGGGCGACGGCGGCUUCUUCGACGCCAGGCCCCAACCCCCGCCGCCGCUCGACACGGAAGGCGCCUCCCGCAGCCGGGCCAACAGCAUCCAAAAGACGCCCAUCCAGAGCCGGGCCAACAGCAUCCAGGCCAGCCCCAUCAUGAGCCCGACCCGCGGCCCGGCCGGCGCCCUCCACAGCAUCCCGCUGUCGCCGACCCUCAGCCCCACGCACUCGCCGCACGCCAGCAGCCACCCGGCCCCCCUCGACCCGGCCGAGCUCAACUGGCAGCUCGCCAGCGCGCUCAACCUCAGCCGGCCCGCCAGCCCCGUCGUCGGCGGCGGCGGCGGCCGGCUCGGCCACGACAGCAUGAGCACCGCGACGGCUCACAGCAGCGUCGUCGGCGCCGCCGCCGCGGGACCCAGCGGCGUCAGCCGCUCGUCGACGCUGCCCGGCGGCGUCGGGUCGGGCUACAGGCAGAGCGGGACGUCGGCCGCGUCGGGCGAACAGGCGAGCGGCGGACCCGGCGGCGGGCAUCGCAGCAGGCAGAAUAGCGACGUCAGCGCCCAGGAUGUGCUCGAGGUGCUGGAUAACAGCAUUUGGGGCGAGAGCAUCCGGAAGAGCUUCACGGUGAGGAGGCCGGGAGGGAGAUGA
Messenger RNA from Diplodia corticola, 6735 nucleotides. RefSeq names its product calcium channel subunit cch1. The transcript has 3 exons. Lineage: Eukaryota; Fungi; Ascomycota; Dothideomycetes; Botryosphaeriales; Botryosphaeriaceae. Gene Ontology annotation, cellular component: membrane; voltage-gated calcium channel complex. The record is from RefSeq and is a predicted model, not a curated record. Gene Ontology annotation, biological process: calcium ion import across plasma membrane. Gene Ontology annotation, molecular function: high voltage-gated calcium channel activity; calcium ion binding. Bases 1 to 6735 code for a protein of 2244 amino acids.